Molecule: messenger RNA, 1928 nt
Organism: Carya illinoinensis
Lineage: Eukaryota; Viridiplantae; Streptophyta; Magnoliopsida; Fagales; Juglandaceae
Product: putative transcription factor bHLH086
Exons: 5
Coding region: 540-1577 (345 amino acids)
Biological process (GO): regulation of DNA-templated transcription
Molecular function (GO): protein dimerization activity; DNA-binding transcription factor activity
Source: RefSeq, a predicted model, not a curated record
GAAACGACACAGGAAGGUCCCUCAAACUUGGUCCAGGUUCCUGAAAGUUAAGACUAACAAUAUGGGAAUUUGAGGCCUUAGCUAGAGAAAACAAGAGAUGGGAAUCUGAGAGACGACGUGAUAUAGCGAAAGAUCCGGCGAGCUUGUUGCUAUCUAGUUUACUCUCUUUUUGAUCCAUCUUCUCUUCUUCCAAUCUAUUCACUUCUGCCAGCUAACAAUCCCAACACAAAAAAAAAAAAAAAAAAAACAUUAAUUAUUUGAGUAGUUUCCAAGUUCAUAACAUCUAUAAAUUUUUAAACACUUUUCCUCUUCCCAUAGCCAUUAAGACUUACUAACUACUCUCAUUAAACACACUUUUUAAUUUCUCUGUCUGUUCAAACUGCAAUAAAUUCUAUCAUCAUUGAUAUAAUAGUUUAAGUCUCUACAAAUAGACUCAUCAUACAGUUGUGGCCAUUCUGCAAUAUCCCUUGCCUACUUGAACCUUGCCUACUUGAACUAGCCUCAGUAGCUCCAAUUCUAGGCAGUUCAUUACCCCUCAAAUGGCACUUGCCAAGGACCAAAUAACACAUGACUCGUGCAUGGGCACGGUUCAAGUUCCUGGUUUUUCCUCGCCAGGACCUUAUGCCGUAGAUGAUCAUGGACAUAGCAAGGCAGUUCUGCAAAAAAAAGACUUUUUAGAAAAUGGGGUUGUGAUUAAGAAUAUUGGUAUGGGCCAUUCAUCUCCAGUACUUUUCGGUCCCUGCAGCAGCGUGAAUUCUAAUGCAUCGUUUGUGUUUACGGCUACAAGUAAUUAUCAACCUGAAGAAGCUGCUCGUGAUUCCUUGAUAGAUUUUAAAGGCGGGUACGGUAAUUUCAUGCAUGCCUGUGAAUCUUUACUUAGCUUUGAGCAGAGUGAACGGGCUUCGCUAAACAGCAAUUUCUUUGAAACUAACAAUCACAAAGAUGAGUACUCAAUGUGGGAGCAGGCUAAUUUCAGUCAGAAUUACCAGCGGAAUCAGAUUAGUACUACUCCAAAAUGCGGCACCGACCCACGCCUUUUGGAGGAGUUGAGUUGUUUUCAGACACAAAGCAAUGACAGAUCCAUCACCAACACCUCUGCCAAAGAAAGAGAGCAUGGGGGAGAUGGGACAUAUGGAUGGUUAUACUCCGAAGCUACUGUGGUCACUGAUAGCACCCAGGAGUCUACACAUGAAACAAGCUUCCACAAGCGUGCCCAUAUGGGAGAGAGAACGCAAGCUUUAAAGAAGCGGUGCACCAAUGCAAAUAAGAAGCCCGAACCAAAGUCAAGUUCCCCUAAGGAUCCUCAAAGUAUUGCAGCCAAGAAUCGGAGAGAGCGGAUUAGCGAGCGGCUUAAGGUACUGCAGGAACUUGUGCCUAAUGGUUCCAAGGUUGAUCUGGUUACCAUGUUGGAGAAAGCCAUCAGUUAUGUCAAGUUUCUUCAACUGCAAGUUAAGGUUUUGGCAACGGAUGAAUUUUGGCCUGCUCAAGGUGGGAAAGCUCCUGAUAUUUCUCAAGUAAAGGAAGCAAUUGAUGCUAUUCUCUCCUCUCAGAGAGAUAGAAAUUCGAGCUCAAAGUGAAUUGGUUAAAUCGACAAGAAGAAGAAGAAGAAGAGUCAAUAGAAUAGUAAAUGUCUGAGGCCAACGUCAAAGGAAAUUUAUGAAAAAGAUUUGUGUUGAAAGCUAACUAGAAUGCUCUAGUAAAGCAUUUGAGAUAUUAUUAAAUAGCUGACAUAUCCUUUUCUUUUAUGUCUGAAGCUUUUAUGACAUAAUUGUGAAUUUCCCUAUGUAAUGAAAGAACUGGGACUGCAACCUAGCCCCAGUUUCAUUUACUCUGAAUUAAAGCACCUGCAUGACUCUAGUCGAAAGUCCAACUCCUUAAGAUUUGGUACUAUUUGGCAGUUAAUGUAUGAAACUCUGGAUUUUAUGUGA